AUGUUGAUGCCGCGCCCAAAGCCGAAGGUUGCCUUAGGAGGUUACAGUGUUUUGCUUGACGCUGUUGACGCUGUUGACGCUGUUGACGAUGGAAGCGAGGUGGGUCACCUGCAUCUCAGCAAGGUCUAUCCCGGCGCUGUUGACGCUGAAGACGCUGAGAAUCUCGUUGUUAAAUGA
Messenger RNA from Fusarium musae, 177 nucleotides. RefSeq lists its product as uncharacterized. The transcript is spliced from 2 exons. The coding region runs from base 1 to 177 and encodes 58 amino acids. The record is from RefSeq and is a predicted model, not a curated record. Lineage: Eukaryota; Fungi; Ascomycota; Sordariomycetes; Hypocreales; Nectriaceae.